AUUGCAUUUUUAUUGAAGAUGAAACAUUGUUUCUUCGUUUUGUCAAUACUAGAUGGCUCACUCUUUCUUCUUCACUUAUAAAGGUUCUAUUAAGGUGGGAAGACACCAAGAAAUAUUUUUUGGAAUAUAUUCCAAAACAAAAGGAGUAUAAAAAGACACUGACAAACAAUAAGCGUAAUAUUCGAAUUCAAAGAAGUCUUAGGGAAACUGAAAAUCUAUUUAAAGUUAUUCUUCUUCUUAUUUUUUUUUGAAUUAUUACAUAUAAUAGAGAUUUGAUUAUUUUAGGAGUUACUUGUGUCCAUCAAAUUCCUUAUUGGUUUAGCUCCCUUGUUUGAGAAAUACUUGACAAUAUUUCAAGAUGAAGGACCACUUGUUCAUAUUUUAUUUUAUAAAAUGAAAAAUCUUUUAAUAUCUUUAAUGAAACGUUUCCUUCAACCGACUGCUGUUAAUGGAAAGCUUUCUAAAGAUUUUUUAAAAAUUGAUUCUUCUGAUUCAACUAUCCACCUUGAUUUGAAUAAAAUGGACUUUGGCGAGGAAGCUAAAAACCAGGUGAACAAAAUAUCAUGUGAAAAAAAAAGAUUUGUCUUCUUACAGCAAAUGAGAGAUGGAUAUAUAUCUGUUGUAAAACACUUGCAAAAAAAACUUCCACUUGAUUUGCAGAUAUUAAAAGAUAUAACUUGUUUGGGUGCUCAAAUGAGAUCAGAACCUUGGACUGUUAAUGCAAUUGGGCGAAUAGCAGUUAGGAUGCCACAUGUAAUUAUGGAAAAGGAGGUAUCAUUUGUGAAAGAUGAAUGGAAAUUAUACCAAGCAGCUAAUAUAUCAAAAGACUGGUAUAUAGAUUUUGAUACAAAAAAACUAAAAAGAGUAGACCAUUAUUGGGCUAAAAUUUUUGAAAGUAACAAUGAAUAUGGAAAAACAAAGUAUGGGUAUCUCAGUAAAGUUGUUAAGAGCUGUUUAACAAUUCAGAAUGGAAAUGCCAGUGCUGAGCGAAGUUUAUCUGAUAACAAAAAUACAUUAACUCCUGAGAGUAAAUCUAAAUGA
Hydra vulgaris (swiftwater hydra) is the source of this 1041-nucleotide messenger RNA. NCBI's taxonomy places the organism in Eukaryota, Metazoa, Cnidaria, Hydrozoa, Anthoathecata, Hydridae. The record is from RefSeq and is a predicted model, not a curated record.